This is a messenger RNA of Helianthus annuus (common sunflower), 1442 nucleotides long. RefSeq lists its product as uncharacterized. The transcript has 2 exons. Bases 312 to 719 code for a protein of 135 amino acids. The record is from RefSeq and is a predicted model, not a curated record. Lineage: Eukaryota; Viridiplantae; Streptophyta; Magnoliopsida; Asterales; Asteraceae.
AGAAUCAUAAACACACUUCAUGAUAAUAUGAUAUGAUCUUUUGUGGGGCAGAAACAGACAGAUUGGCUAAAUGGGUCCCACUACCUCACAUGUCCAGCCAGCCCCUUUGUAGAAUUGAAUACCUCCACCCAACACAUAUUCUUGCAUUUGUUUACUCAAUACCCAUACCUUUUUCUUUGCCUAUAUAUUUAAGGGAAGUAACCCAAAAGAAGUAGGAUAAAAGAGAGAUAGUCACUUGAAGUAGCUAGGUAGCUGCUAGUUAAGUUGUUUGGAGUUGUGACAGUUGAAAAGGUUAGUUAAAGAAGUGAAACAUGGAAGUUGUUGAGGAUGAUUUGUUCUUUGCUGAUUUGAGUAAGAGGAUAUCUCUUUUGAUUAUGGAUGAUGAUGAUGAAGACCCUACCCUUUACUGCCCUCCUGUUUCUUUCCAGGUUCUCUCUCAAACAACCCAUCCAAAUCAUAACCAAAUACCAACUUUCCAUGAGCAAAAUGGUAGAAGAGAAAUCAAAGGAACAGGAGUGUUCAUCCCACAAUCUUCCACUAAUAGAAGAAGCAAGCAGUCAAGAUCCAAGUCUUCAAACACAAGGAACCUUCAAACUCAAAGUCAAAGUCAAAGGCAUGUUAAUACUUCAAGUGGACACUUUCCUCAUGAACACUACAAUAAUCAUAAUACUAAUAUUAACACCUCCUACAAUUCUUUGAAUCACAAAAGAUGCUAUUAAUUAAUUAAUUAUUUAAUACCAAUUAGUUAACUAGUAGAAUAUUAUAUUAUAUUAUAUAAUUGGAUGUAUAAGCUCGAUUAAUCUAAUCUGUACGUGUGUAUGUAAUUAGUAUCGUUUUUUUUUUGAAAAUAUGAGGGAUUUUUUUUUUUUUUUGUGGGUAAUGAAUAUAUAGUGAUCAUAUAGAUCAUGUAACUUAAGUUUGUUUAGUAGAUAAGAAGCAAGUGUUUAAUGUCUUGUAAUCCAAGGUGUCAAAUAUUUUGUCGACAAUUUGUAUUGAUCUUGAUUCUAAAUAAUCAUGUCAACCCGUAAUUUGUAUAUAUGUCAAAUUAUUCGUCGAAGUUAUAAGAUCGUCAUUGGCGAAACUACUUGUGACACAAAAAGACGUACAUAGAACAUAGAUAAAAUAUUCAUUGUAACAUUUCCUAAGUUUAUCAUAUGAUUUAGUUUAUCAUACGAGUAAAAUGCCAAAAAAAAACUUCCUAAGUUUAAGCUACUUUUGUCACUUAGUCCGAAAUUAAACAUUUCCUAUCUGGGUUACUGAGGUUUCAUUUCUGUUAACUUCUCCCCUUUUACGUCGUUUUCCUCGUUUAAUUAAAUAUAAUAUGACAUAAAAUGACGAUUAUGCCCUUUAUUUAAAUGAGGAAAAUGAUAAAAAAGGAGAUAAGUUAACCAAAAAAAAAAAAGUCUAACUCAAUUUAUUAAUUGAAUGAAAAUAACAAAAAA